Molecule: messenger RNA, 7087 nt
Organism: Branchiostoma floridae (Florida lancelet)
Lineage: Eukaryota; Metazoa; Chordata; Leptocardii; Amphioxiformes; Branchiostomatidae
Product: kinesin-like protein KIF20B
Exons: 37
Coding region: 190-6552 (2120 amino acids)
Biological process (GO): mitotic spindle assembly; microtubule-based movement
Cellular component (GO): spindle microtubule; nucleus
Molecular function (GO): microtubule binding; ATP binding; plus-end-directed microtubule motor activity
Source: RefSeq, a predicted model, not a curated record
AACAGAUUCUAUUUCAAUGAAUUUGAUUGGCCGAUUUUGAAAUAUGUAACUUGCGGCGCUGAACUACAAAAGUGCUACAGUUGUGUUCAACCGAGAGGCGCGAAAGACGUCCUAGUUUUCGAUUUCUCGUGGAAAAAUUCCUUCUUUUAUCGUGUUAUGAGAGGUUUAUGAGCACAUAGACAAGCCACAAUGUCAGAUCAAGAUACCCAGGAGAUCCCACUGUCGGAUGGGGAGGAGGAUCUGUUGGAAGAUCCUGGACUCGAAGAUACAGUUUCAGAUGAAAUUAUUCGCAAGGACCUCCUAUCAGAUUUUGCCACACCUGCCAAAGUCCCAACUGGGCGCAGCAGCAUCGACCAUGGCACUGAGCACAUGAAGGUUUAUCUCAGAAUCAGGCCCCUGGCAGAGGAAGAGAAGGAACAUGGAGAAGAACAGGGCUGUAUGCAUAUAGACAAUGAGAACACCUUGGUGACCAUGGCACCCAAGGAUUCCUUCAUGUACAAGAGCAGCACCAGGGGGUUUGGUGACAUCAUGCACAAGUUCGGCUUCUCUCGCAUCUUCAAUGAAGAUACCUGCCAGAAGGACUUCUUUGAUAACUCCAUGUUGGGGAUGGUGAAGGACUUUGUGGGAGGACAGAACUGCCUGGUGUUUACGUAUGGGGUCACCAACUCUGGCAAGACUUACACCAUACAAGGAAAUGCCAAAGAUGGGGGUAUACUUCCACGUACCCUGGAUGUGGUCUUCAACAGUAUUGCAGAGAAGAAGUGGGAGGGGGGCAUAACCCUGAAGCCUAAGUGCUUCUCCGAUGUGGUCAAACUCGACGAGAGAGGUGUGCGUCAGCAAGAAGCUAUCAAGGCAGCUGUGCUAAAGAUGGCAGAAAAACAGGAGCUAGAGGGAGCCAGCGGAGCAGACUUGACCAAUAUCUCCAAGGUGUCCACCAUGACAGAAGACUCCUUGUGUAGCCAGUCCUCCCAGAAAUCUGACACAAUGGAGGACUCUGAUGGAAUUGAUGUCCUUGCAGAGGUAGAGUCUCGUGUGGCUGAUGAGACAUCGGUCAGUGUGGAUGCCCAGGGGCCUGUCAAGUUUUCCAUCUGGGUCUCAUUUGCUGAGAUCUACAAUGAGUAUAUCUAUGACCUGCUGGAGGCCUACCCACAGGGAAAGAAUAAGCGCAGGCCGACCUUGAAACUUUCUGAGGACAAACAUGGCAGUAUAUACAUAAAAGGUCUGAGAGAGAUCAUGGUGACCAGUGCAGAUGAGGCAUACAAGAUCCUGACCAUUGGGCAGAAGAACCUGCACAUUGCUGCCACCAAGAUGAACCACUGCUCCAGCAGAAGCCAUUGUAUCUUCAGUAUCAAGAUCCUGAGAGUUGUAGACGUUGAUGACCCACAUGUGGCCAGGAUGAGCAUGUUGUCCUUCUGUGACCUGGCUGGAUCAGAGCGGUACACUAAAACACAGAGCACCGGAGAUCGACUCCGAGAGGCAGGAAACAUCAACACCUCCAUCCUCACCCUCGGCAAGUGUAUCAAGAACCUGAGGUGGAACCAGCAUCACAGGGACAACCCAAAGAUCAUUCCGUUCCGUGAGAGCAAGCUGACACGACUGUUUCAGAGUUUCUUCCUGGGGCACGGCAAGGCCUGCAUGAUUGUGAAUGUGAACAAGUGUGCCUCCAUGUUUGAUGAAACGUACCAUGUCCUGAAGUUCUCCGCAGUUGCUAAGCAGAUUGUGACCAGAAUCUCCAAGGUGGACAGGUGGAACUCGUCUUUCCCUCGCCCAGCACCACCUCGGAAUGUGUCUCUUGCACUCAACACCUCGGCCACGCCCAGAAGUCGUGCUACUGUUGGUUGGGCAGCCAACGCAGUACGAGCGUCCACAGUGGUGGAACAGGAUGUCAUUGAGGAGGAGGAGGAGGAAGAUGAUGAUGACGAUGAUGAUGAUGCAGAGACAACAUACACGGAUUUGGCAUCUCUGGUAGAGAAACUCCAACAGGAGCUUGUAGAGGAGAGGAAGGAGAAGGUCCUGAUGGAGGUCCGCAUCCGGGAGGAAGUGUGUGAGGAAAUGGCCAAGUCUCUGGUGGAGAUAGAGAACGACUACAGUGAACGACUGCAGCAACAGCAGCAGAACAUUGAGGAGAAGUGGGAGAAGAGGAUUGAGAUGUACAGCCAGAGCAUCAAGAAGUCCCGGAAGCGAGCCCGGGUGGACAGGGUGCAGGAUGAGGAGGAGGAGUGGGUCUCCAGCGUGCUACUUCAUGCAGAGCAAGUCAAGGUCAAGGAAAGGGAUGAACAGAUCAAGGAUCUGACAAUCCAAAUCACCUCCAUGAAUGAAAACCUAAAGAUUGCAAACGACAACCUUGACUUCAAACGUCUGGAACUCCAACGCCGGGACGACCAGCACAAACAGGAGAUGAUCCGGCUCAAGGAGUCACUACAGAAGGCAGAAAAGUCUGCAUCAAAACAGGGAUCAUCCAGUAGCUCUGUAGACAUGGAUCUACAGACAGAGCUGAGUGAGGCCCUGAAAACAAUCAAGGAACAAGAAAAGGAGAUAGCAGACCUCCAGGAAACACUGAAGGAAGCAGGGGAAACCUUCUUUGAGAAGAAUGACGAAAUUGAGAAACUUAAGUCAGCCAUAGCUGAGGAUGAAGAGAAGAUGAAGUCACAGAAUGCGACCAUCACAGACCUGCAGCAGCUGGUUGAGGAACUCCGUACUUUGGUCGACCAGACCAAGGCCACCAUUGCUGAGAAGGAAGAGAAGAUCGCUGACCUUGCUAAGCAAAUCCAAGACCAGAAAGACAUGAUGGACCAGAAGAUAGAAGCCCUACAGCAAGACCUGUCUCUCCUGUCAUCAGAGAGAAACGAAGCCAUCAACAAGGCAGACAAACAACAAAAUGAAAUCCAGGAACUAGUAGAAAAGGUUCAGUCCCAGACAGCUCUGCUUAAUGCCACCGCUACAGACGAAGAGGAAGAGAGUCAGAUGCUGCGUCAGAAACUGUCUGAACUGGAGAAUUCUCUCAAGGAGGCAAGAACAAAGUCAGACUCCUACCAAGAAAAGGUAGAGGAGUUAUCUAAGACAAAGGAAGAGCUUUUGUUGACACAGCAAAAAGUUACAGAACUAGAAGAACGUCUCAGUGAGGCCCAAACCACCUCAGAGUCUAGUCAAGUCAAAACUGAUGAACUGUCUAGUAAGCAAGAAGAAGUCCUGACUCUAAAAAAGAAAGUUGAAGAAUUGGAGGGCAGCCUGAAAGAGGCAACCUCAAGUGAAGAUUCCAACAAGGAAAUGAUGGCCAAGCAAGAUGAGGAUCUCCUCUCCUUGAAGCAGAAGAUUCUAGACCUUGAGCAGGCUGCAAAAGACUCCACAGCAGAAACAGAGCAGUACAAGGAAAAAGCUGAGAAAUACGAGAAGACAGUGGAAGACUACAAAACGGCCUUGAGUGAUCAUGAAUCUUUUGUGGAAAAUCUGAACAAAGAAGUGAAGGAACUGAAGUCUGAGCUUGAGGAAGAAGUCAAACGUCACCAGACAGCAAAGACUAUGGUGCUGGAACUAGAACACAAGGUUGAAGAGCUGGACACAGCAAAUAAAACAAUAGCAGGGUCAACUAGAAAGGGUGACAAGGAGAAACAGAGACUAGAAAAGGCUCUUAAAGAAGCCAAUACGUCCCACUUGGAAACCAAGAAACAUAACUUAGAGCUGGAGAAGAAGUUACAGGAAGCUGAAAAACACCUGGGAGAAGCCAAGAAAAGGGAGCAACUGGCCAAGAAAGAUGUCAAGUCUGCUAGAGAGAAUCUCAAAACAGCAGAAGAGCAGGUAGCUGCAAAUGAAAAGUCUAUAAAAGGCUUAGAUAAUCAUGUUGCUGAGCUGAAAGAAUCCGAAGGGAGUCUCAAGAAGCUGCUGGCCUCAGCCCAAGAACAGGCUGAUAAACUAACAAGCCUCGUGACUGAAAGAGAAAGUGCAAUCAAGGAGUUAAGAGAGGGUGUCGCUUCCAAGGAGGCUGCUGUGAGAGAGAAGGAGGCAGAAGUUGGCUCCUUAUCUCAGAAGCUUGAUGAGAUGAAAAAGCUGCACCAGCAGGAUGAGAACACAUGCAGCAGCCGCCAGGAGGAAAUAUCACAGCUGAAGACUCAACUGUCCGAGGUCAACAAGCAGCUGCAAGAGAAGGACGCUUCAGAGAAAGAGAUGAAAAGCCAGGUUGCCAUGUUGUGGAAUCAGACCCAGGCAGACAAGAGUGCCCUACACGAGGCAGAGAGUGCCUCCAGGCAGAUGGAGACCCAGGUCGAGGGACUGAAGCUACAGCUAAAGGAGAAGGAAGACCGUGCUGCCAUGUUGGAGAAGGAUCUUGAAAUUGUAAGAUCUACUGUCAGUGACUACAAAGCAGUCAGGGAAGAUCUAGAGAAGACACGGUCCCGGGAGGUAGACAUAAGAGCCACCUUGCAAUCUAUGACUGCACAGCAGGAAGAGAGAAAUAGCACAAUCGACAGGCUGGAGGAUACCUUAAACAACCUGAAGCAGGAACUGAAGGAAAAGGUGGAUCAAGCCAAGCUGGCUCAGGAGGAACAACAAGCUGCAAAGAAGGAGAAAGAAGAUGCAGCCAAGAAAGUAGAAGAGGUGGAAGCUCUCCUGGAGGCAAAGGAAAAGCGGCUGAAAGCCAAGUCUGCCACAAUCAAAGAACUUAUGGAGAAGGCUGACCAGGAGAGGAGGAAGGCUGAGGACGAGAGGCAGAGAUAUGAGAUUGCUUUCACAGAUGUGCAGGGUAAUGAGACAGUGAUUUCGACCCUGAAACAGGCCCUAGAGGAGCAAGAGGCUACCAUGGCAACCCAGGACAAGGUGUUAGAGAGCAAACAGGAGGAGAUCCAGACAUUUGCAGAUGAACUGGAAGACCUGCAAAAGAAAUACUCUGAGUUGUUGGAGUCAUCUGACGUGAACAAGAGGGAGCUGAAGAGAACCGUCAGUAACCUGGAGCACCUGAAGGUAAACUAUGAGCAGGCUGACACUGACAGGAAGGCAGCUCAGGAGGAACUGUGCAGUGUGAAGGAGGAGAAGGAUGGACUGCUGGAACAGUUGAAGUCACUGUCUGAAAGAGUCCAAGAACUUGAGCGAACACUCCAUUCUACAAAGGGUGAGGAGGGGGCACUUCAGAAUGAGAAAGAUCGUCUAGAAGUGGCUCUUACUGACAGCAAAAAGGAAGUGGAGUCCCUUGAGCAGUGGCUGUCAGAGACAAAAAAGGAGUUGGAACAACUGAAAAAUGAGCUUGAGCAGGGAGAAAAGAACAACACUGACACGGAAGCCCUGGAGGACACAGUAAGGCAGCUGAAACAGGAACUGGAGACAGUUCAGCAGCAGAAGGAGGAAGAGCUGGCCCAGUGGAGGAGUGAGAGGGACAAGCUGGUUUCUGAGCUGGAGAAACAACUCAUGGCACUUGUAGCCAGGGAAAAGGCCACACAGGAGUCCCUGAAAGAUGCAGAAGAAGAAAUCACGACAUUGAAGACUGAGAAGGAAGCGACCCAGGUGUCUGACGACCGUCUCACGGCCCUGCAGAGCCAGCUGGACGAGUGUUACGCCACCAUUUCUCACCUGGAGGAGAAACUGAAGCAGCAGACCGGCGGCCCCGCUACCCGUCGCGGCAGGCGCACCACCCGCUCCGCCAUGAUCAGUGAGGACCAGCUGCGCAGGGAGCUCGACACCUGUCGCAAACAGCUUGUAGAGGAGCAGCGUGCCAAGGAGAAGGUGUCUGAUAACCUAGAUAAGGCUGUCAGGGCAAAGGACAAGAUCAUUGAUGAGCUGAAGCAGUCCAACCAGGACCUGCAGAGGGAACUCUGGGCACAGUCGGAGGAGGGUAGUCGCCAUGAGAGCAGCAGCAGCAGCACCAGCAUCAAACAGGAGGAGGAGGAGGAGGUAGAACCUGCUGAGGAGGCUACAGAGGAAGGAGACGGGCCGAUCGUGUUUGAUGAGAGCGAGAUAGUUGACGAGGAGGGGAACAAGAAGCGACGCUUCCCGUCUGUCCAUCUGGAGAUGGAUGUCACACCUGUGGUCACAAAGCGCAAGACUAAAACCACAAAAGCUGCAGGGAGUCGUAGGGGAAGGAAGAGGAAGAGUGAAGAGCUGGUGGAGAAUGAAGACCCCAAGGUCGACACCCCUGCCACAAGGACCCGCAGUAGGAAGAAAGUCCCCAAGACGUCUGUGAAACAGGAACCUGUAUCACCAAGUCCUUCAGAGGUGCAUGUACCAGAAACUCCAGAGGACCAGUUGCCACUCAGCUCACUCCGUGGGGGCAAGAGAACAGCCCUCUCCAGGAUUGGUGACUAUGUCAGCAACUCGCCUGUGGCAAAGUCAGCUAAGAAGAUGAUGGAGGCUGCAGUGGGAAUGGCGUCUCCAACCAAAUCACCGGUUUCCGAAUCUCCUCCCAGGCCGGUGGAGAAAAAGAAACGUAGGAAACUUUACAAGACGGACAUCUCUGCACCAUUCGAGUGUCCUCCCCAUCAAAUGAUGUCAACUGGGAUCAAUGAGCCAGCAGAGGAUGCACACUCCAUUGUGACUAGGAGAUUGAGAACAAGAGCUCACAAGAAAUAAUUCCAACAUAUGGGACAGGGUAGUGAUGUGAUUAUAUCACAUAUCGUGGUAUUCAAGAUAUGAAGAUAUUUUCUACAGAUGUGUAUAUAUUUAAUGGCACUAUUAUAAGCAUAGAGAUUUGGUAUGUAAGGAUAAAGACAGGGCUUCCUGCAUAUUCUUAAAAGGGUUUUCAAGUGAACAUUUUGCCACGAAAUGUACCUUGAUAUUAAAGUACAUGUACUGGUAGAGAUAUAACAUUUAAGAACACAAGUGUUUUUCAGCAGAAAUCCACUGUGAAACUUAAUAACAUGCAAAUGAAUCUGCCACUUCGUUUUAGAGGACAUUAAUAACAAAGUAAAGAUAUCUUCUUAGUCUGCUCAAAUGAUUUUCAUCUGUCACUUCCAUAAUUCCUUGCUUUAAUUGCUUCCAUUUCUGAAGAUGGUGCUUGAUUUUGAUGACUCAAGUUUUUACUUUUUCAAAUAAUGCUUACUUAGUUUUAUGUACUUUAACUGUCCACUUUUAGAUACUUUAAGAAAUAAAGGUACCAUGCAACAAA